AGACAGCGGAUCUAAAUAUUUGGAUCAUCCUGCACAAUUCAGUUCUGACAAAUCCAAGGAAAUGUUAUCAAAUGGUCGCAAGCUGAAGAAAAGCAGCCUCGGCAGUCGAGCUCAUGGCCCUGUAAGUACCAAAGCAGCAUGUCCCAAAUAUUUUGUUGAAAAUCCAGGUGUUCUGAGUGACUCGGAUGAGGCUGAUAAUGAAGUAGAGAAGCUCACUGCUUUGUCUUUCCAGAGCCUCUCAUGUCCCCAGGGAAGUUACCUAGAUAUGUAUAGUUCCAGUAACAGGACAUCAUCCAGCUUAUCCAAUUCCUUGCCAGAAGAUUGUAAUGGAAUGAACAGGUGGCCAGCAUGCAGUGAGCAAAGGAAAACAGUGGUAGCUGGCCAUGCUAAAGGAGGCUGGCAAUUCUCAGGAGCCAGCAAAGCCCCAGAAACAGAACUGCUCAGUGGUGUGUUGGGAAAAGAGCACUUUGAAUGCAUUGAUGUCACACUAGAGAAUGCCGAUGGUAAAAAGAGCCUCUCUAAAAAGAGAAUGGUGCCCAAACGCCAGAUCCAGUUGAGACGGAAGGAGAAGAAGGAGAUUGGCUUCUGUGCUGCUGGUGAAUGUGCCACCCUCCAGGCAAGGAACCAAGGAACCCAAUCCAGGAAAGAGUCAUGCGUGAAAGGGAGGAGUAUCAGCGAUGAGUUUAGGAUUAAUUAUAAACAAUUUCUGAAAGCAGCCUCUUUAAACAAUGCUUACAACAAAACGCGGCUUGCUUCAAGUUUGGUGAGAAAUGUUUUGGCUAAAAAAAUGCAGUACGAACAAAGAAUUAAAAUGGAACAAGCAUCUAUCCAGGGCAGCUCAACCUCUUCUGUCCCUUCCUCUGUAAGUACUGAUAUCCAAGGGGACAGUUUAGAAGGCAAGUCAAGUUCAUUGUCCAAAUCAGACUGCAGCUUUUCAACUGAGGAUAUGCAAAGUCAUUCCACCACCAGUGAGAAGUCUGAAUCCAUUGCAGUGAGCAAAGACAGCAUGGAUGGCUUGAGGCCAACCAAGGGAGUUGUGCUCAACGAGCAACUAAGGGAAAAGGUUUGUAAACUGAAAAACACAUUUAAUGAACUGAAUGAGAGGAUGAAAUAUCAAGAAGCCACUCAGCUGAAGAGGCUCCCUAUCUUGGCAGAGAGUGGUGUGAAUAUGAUAGAGACAAACAAAAUCAGAAAACAGGUUUCUGGGGAAAGAAAAGAAUACAGGAGAGCUCGAGCUGUGUUUGAAUCUAUGCAAGCCGAUACAAAAAGCUUGGCAGCAGUUCCAAAAUUUGCAAAGCCACAAAAGCCUUGGCCAAACCUGAAACAACGAGCUAUUCGUCAGAACAAGCAUACACAGUCCAAAGAAGAAAUGUUUCCCAUUAAGCCUAAAAGCCUCAUGGUGCCCAAAGAUGCUCCAAGCAACAUCUUCACAUCCAAAACCAAAGAAAUGAAGCUCAUCCCUCAGAUCAAGAAUGAACACAGUAUUCCUCAUGCUCCUAGGCACCCACCUUUAGACAGAAUUUCCAGUGAUAGGAGGUUGCCUACAUUUCAGAGCAUGAAACUUUCAUCUGUCACAUUUCCAUCUUCCAGCAAGACACACAGUGAAAAAUCAAAUUGCCUGAAAAAAUCUUGCACGGAGAAGACUACUCAGAUGGAAAGUAAAGGGAAGAUAAGAAUACAUCCUCCCAGAGAUGUCAGAAAAUUGGUGAAUGACAGCUACAGCCAUGCCCUUAAAUCCUCAGACAGCUCCAGUGUAGACCAGGCUUCCUAUUCAGAAAGCAAGAGUGAGAACAACUUAACUGUGUUGCCAAGGGAUUCCAUGGCCAUCUCACCUCUGUUCAUACAUUGUACCUCAAUAUGUCGGAAAGAUGAUUCUCAAACAGUAAACUCUAUACAGGAGAAAAAGGAAGACCAAGCUGAGGACCUUGAUCUUUCAGCACUUUCUCUACUUGAUGACAGCACAAGUGGCAGGGAGUCCAGUGACAAUUUUUAUCCCACAGGACAGUUACAUGAAAACAAAGCUGCUGGUCAUCCAGAAAACAAAUGCUCUGCAGUGGGGGAAUCUCCAGUGCAUAUCACUACAAUUCAGUCAAAGAAGCUUGUUGCUGAAAAUAAAGAGUGUCAGCCCCAGGUUGAAAAUAAACCGGUACCUUACGAGCGGAGUGAAUUAAAUGUCAGACCUUCUUCUUCAGCUGCCAAGAAGGAGUCUCAGCUUAAUAUCAAAGUCAACAGCUCCAUUUCCAAACAGUCACACAAAACAGAGACUGAUUAUUUCCCUGCUUCAAGUUGUUCCACACUUGAUGAGAGGACCAUAAGAGAAGCGUUGCCACAGUCUAAUCAUAGCUUGUUGAGAGAAAACAAAGCUGUGGUUUCAUCAGAGGCCAUUGUUAUUCCAUCCACUGCAUCUCUUCAAGAAAUCACAAGGAGAGAUCAUGGUUCCAUGACCACAAGCCAUAUUCAGGAGCCUUGCAAAACCCAGGAGUUGCCCUAUCCAAAACAUUUAUCCAGCGAGGUCUUUUCAGUGGCUCCCAGAGACACUAGAGAUUUGUCUAGUUUUUUGAAAGAAGAAAAUAAAUUCUCCGAAUCUGCAUCAUCCCGUGAGAGCUGCAGGCACUCACAGGCAACAAGCACCCAAAAUAUUCAGACACAGACUCCAACAAGUCACCAUGUUGUUGACAGUGCAACUGAAACUAAAGGACUUGAAGACACCAGGCCUUUGGAAAGGCACAACAGGAUACAUUCAGAAUACAUUUCAGACAGUCCACAAACAAGAGAGUAUAGUGAAGGAAUCAAGGUAAUAUCAAACUCAUCUUUUACACCAUCAGCCUCUUGUAAAAAGCUCCCUGAUUCAGGGUGUGAUUAUUUUAAUAAUAAACCACAAAUGGCAAAUGAACAGUAUUUUUCAGCUACUCAAGCUGACAACACAAAUUACUUAACAAUUCCUGUGAAAGCCCAGCAACCUGAAGCACCCGCUAAGUACCCCCUUACAUUGCCCAUGGAUAAUACCUCUUUCUCUUCUAAUGUCUCUUUCCAGCCCAGUGGAGAAGCAUCAGGAAAUAAAAUAAGCAAUGAGUUUUACCCACCAAAACAAAUGGAAAGGAAAGCAGCCUCUGAUAAUGUGUUGUAUCCUAAUAACCCAAGCCAUAGUCAACUCCCCUUGAGACUUGAAGAGUCUCCCAAUUUCACAAGAAGAAAUGAAAGGACUUCGCCAUCUGGUAAGACUGCUCCAAGCCCAACUAGGCACUUUGCUGCUCCACCACUACAAGCGCAUCGAAAAAUGUUAGUUGAUCCAGAGAGUGGGAAAUGCUAUUAUGUGGAAUCACCAAGGCAGCCUCAGUUGAAGAUGCUUUAUGAUCCAGAGACAGGGCAGUACAUUGAGGUGCUGAUACCACCAGUCCCUCUGACCUCACAUGGUGGGCUUUACCAGUCUCCAUUCUCUUCAGUGGUCAUGAACGCAGGAGGUUAUGGACCACCAUACAUGUCAUAUUCUGGAUUUCCGGGUUUCCCUCCUCCCCCUCCAGCUGCGCCACCUGCCCAUCUGGAUCUUCAAGACCAGCAACCCAUUCAAGACAACGCAAACAUUACUGAAAGCUUCAACCAUUUUUCAAAGAAUGAAGCUCCCCCACCUGCCCAGACUGCUGAUGGAAACUACAUGGAAAGUUUAUAUUAUAUUCCCACUGGGAUGAAUUCAAGUCCGAAUCCUAAUCAAGCUUUGUUUUCCCCAACCACAAAUUCUGGCCCUUCUUUGCCUGAAAAGGGAUCUUUCUUUAGAGUGUGACAACAAAUUUAACAACAUCUGUAAAGAGGAUGCUAUAUUUUAGAUCAUUCUCCCCCACCCACCCACCCCGUUUUUAAAGGUGAAGCCAAAUUUCAUUCCUUAGAAGCUGGAAAAAACUAAUGUCAGGAAAGUGGAAGCUUGGUUGUUUUUUGUUCAUUUUGUUUAGUUGCGUGGGCUCCAAAGGAUUCAAAGGACAUUAAGCAUUUAUAGCUAACAGAUCACUUGCUUGAUGGUGUUCAUUAAGUAGAAACAUCCUGAGCAAUAAUGGGCCACGUUCUGGUGCUAAUUGAAGUCAAUGGGAGUUUUGGUAUUGACAUCAGGGGACCAGGAUACAGGCUUUAAGAUUUUCAUUUCCAGUUGUUUGUUUCUUGAAGCAUACUAUUUGCAGUAUAAUAUUCUAAUGCUAAGUCUGCUCCAGAGGAGUCCAUUUAUUCACAACUCUUGGCUCUUAUGUGGGAAAUUAAAUGUUCAACCAAACUUUUUUUUUUUAGUUGUGAUACUUUUAUAUAUGCACAAACCAACAACAGCUCCAGGUACCACUGAUUGUUAACAGGACCCCACUUCACCUUUCCAUCACAUACCAGUAUAUUGUAGUAACAGGGCCACAAAUACCCCCAACACAGCCAGCUCAGAAAGCAGGGAGCGGUAGUGAAGUGCUGGAGGACAGGACCUUUGUGUAUGCUGUGUAGCCUUCCCAGUGCCCCCUAAACUAGCCUGGUGCAUUGGAGGAGGCUGUCCUGUCAUCUAGGUUGAAGACAGAUUCAGCUGCCAGUCUGGUCAACUUCUGUGUGUGAAACUAGGGAGGGGAAGCACCAUUUGUUGUCCACCUCAGGCAGCAAAAUGUCUCAGCCCAUUUUGCCCUACCUUGUUGGAUUCUAGCGGCAUAAAUACUGUGAGCAUAAUAACACAUUAUGUACUGGGCAGCCUGAGAGUGGAAGGCCUAACAACUCCCUUGAACUUCAUCUUUGACCAGAGCUCCACACUGAAGAGGCAGAUCUCCAGAGCCCAGUCUUGACUUGGGUGGAUUUUCUUGCUGUUGUAAAACAAAACAAAACAAAAGAACAAAAACCCCCCACAGAACGGCAAGGUAGAGAAGGAAUCCGCAAUGAAGAAUGGAAUAUGAUGCAGGAUCCCUCACAAAUGGAGGAAAACCAUCUGACACAGAAGUGAAAGGGAGCAGAAGGGAAAUGCUUUCACUAAGGAACCAGCACGAUGGUUGUUCACAGCUUUCUAGUGGAAUAAAACAAUAAUAUGAUGGUAAUGCUAAAGGCUGUUUCUUAGAACAAAUCAAGAAGCAAGAUGUUGGAGUUUGGUUCAUGGGCCCUGGAAGGACAGGACCAGUGGCAGAGGGGACCAGAUCUGUCUCACACAGCUCUGCCUCUCCACAUGGGCUAAUGUUGUCAUGAAAGCUAACUGAUAAGGUAGAGGAGAGGCCUGUUUUCUAGGGGCUAGUCUACACAUAACUGUAUUAUCUGAACUGCUGCAUGUUUUCGCACAUUCGUAUCAACCUUUAAUUGUCUUCACUUUCCUCCACAAAUUCAGAUCUACAAUUGUCCCUCCACAUUUGCUGGGGUUAGAGGUAAAGGACUCCUGUGAAUAUGGGAAAACUGCAAAUA
This is a messenger RNA of Sceloporus undulatus (fence lizard), 5394 nucleotides long. RefSeq names its product proline rich basic protein 1 (gene PROB1). The transcript has 2 exons. The record is from RefSeq and is a predicted model, not a curated record. Bases 62 to 3778 code for a protein of 1238 amino acids. NCBI's taxonomy places the organism in Eukaryota, Metazoa, Chordata, Lepidosauria, Squamata, Phrynosomatidae.